GAGAUAGGAGCCGAUUCAAGGGGGUGGCUGCAAAGCUUGAAACGAGGGCAGCCGUUGCUGCGCCAAAUGCAACUGUGUCUUAUCUGCCAAACUCCCCCGUCUGUAGCAUGUCUAGGGAUAUCAAUCAGCACCUCCAGUCCGACCAUGUGGAGGCGACGACUUGUCGACGUUGACCCAGUCACCGGAUCAGCAGGAGCAGCUGUUUUGUGCACAGUCUUGACGCAAUACCUAUCCUCCAGACGGUCCGAGGUGUGCUCUGAGGCGCUGGGUUGGACAUUCCUACCGAUUCUGUUCACGUUUACGAGACCACCCGACGUCCACACGAUCCCGAAAGCGAUUCCUUCCAACAACCACACAUCGAGUUCUACAUAUAAAAGAUCGUUAUGGAUAGUUGCUGCUGGUAUUGCGACAUCCUGUCUUUGCAGGGCAGAGGAUAAUGUCGUCGGAUACCUGCCGGCGUUGACCCCUUUGCUUCUGGUAGCCCAAAAACACCUUGGGUCAAAGCUAUCUGCCUCGACUGCCUCUGAGGCUUGGUUCUUCUCCCCUCUCGUCGACACCAUCUGGGGGACAGGCUUGGCUGGAUGCUUUGCUACCCUGACACUGCUAAACUGGGAUCUCUGGGGAUCCGCCCUAGCCAUUGUCCCGGCUGUUGCUCUGCUAGCCGUCUUUAUCACUCUGUUACCGAGAACCAGCAAGAGCUCUCGAAUUAUUCCGCUUGUGGAUAUUCAGGAUGCCAUCGUCCCUCUUUCACUGCGAGUUGUGGUUGUCCUGGUGGUUGCGCUCUGCGUGCAAACUUUCUCAUUCGGCUUCCCUAAAAGCUACAAUGCGCCUACCGUGCUAUUAGGUUUAUCCAAAGCGCUGUCUUGGUAUUUUAUCAUGCGAACCGCUCAACAUGCUUCCUGGUACACUGUCACAGCGAUCGUCACAUUUAGCAUUACGUCCACCCGCAAUCCAUUCACGUAUUCAUCUGACACCCAUGCCUUAUCGCACGUCGUCGCUUCGUUCCUCGCACUUGGCCAGAUCAUAUACAUGCUUCCAAAGCAUACGAAAACCCGAUCCGCCCUCUGGGCCCUUUUCCUGCUCCCUCUCGUCCCAUACCUCGCGAACAUAUACGAGCUCAGUCUCGAACAAUCUUCCGCGCCUAGUUUCAACUGGUCUCGCCAGCAUCCGGUUGACUCUCUGAUUCAGAAGGCCAAGAUCGAUUUCGAACGUCUGUCGCAAAAGCAAUCCCAAACAUACCCCGAGGCUUACGCCGAAUAUCGACGCAGAUACAACGCAGAGCCGCCGCGCGGGUUCGAGGCUUGGUAUGUGUUUGCGUCAUCGCACCAGUCACCGAUCAUCGACGACUUCGAUGUAAUAUACGACGCCAUCUCACCAUUCUGGAAACUGAGUGGCAAAGACGUCCGUAGAAUAAUACAUGAUGCUCGACAUGCGCAAGGUGGCGAGCUUUGGCAUUGUGCUUUCUCUGGUGACACCGCCCAGACAAACUGCAGCCAUCCUCAGCGCAGUAUCGACAGAAAUUUCGAAUUUCUAUUCAACACGCUAUCCAAAGAUCUGCGUGGGGCAAUUCCCGACAUCAGCUUCCUGCUAAAUCACCUCGAUGAACCAAGGGUGUUGAUUCCACCACCAGCAUUAAGAGAAGGGAAUCACAUUAAGACACAAUUCAACCUGACGGACAUGUCACAUGGGCCUGUUUGGAAUGCCGUUACAAAAUUUUGUCCGCCUCAGUCAAACCCCAGUGCUACCAAGACAAAGCGCAAAGUGGAAACUUUUGGCCUACCUUUUAUCACGGAUCUCCCAUCGGCCAUGGAUCUAUGCCAACAUCGCCAGUAUAGCCAUAUGCAUGGCCUCUUCAUCAGCCCGUCCUCCUUCCGCCUGAUUGAAGGGUUAGUGCCAAUCCUGUCAACGGGUGCGCCUUCAACAAUGGGCGAUAUAUUGUUUCCCAGCCCGGCCUACCUGGAAGAAGGCUUUAAAUAUGACGAGGCCCAUGACGUCGACUGGGAUAAGAAGAAGAACAAUCUCUACUGGGCUGGCUCUACUACUGGUGGCUUUGCUUCAGACGACCAAUGGCGAAACUUCCACCGACAACGAUUUGUGGAGUUAGGGCAAAAUCUGGGAGGUCAGAAGCAUUAUUAUCUCCGACAGAGAGGUCACACAAUAAACCGGGUGGAAUCCUCCUUUCUAAACGGCAGAAGCUUCGACGUUGUCUUUUCCAGGAUAUUUGCAUGCCAGACCAAGUACUGCAGAGAACAAAAGGCAUACUUCAACACAAAGGUUUGGGCACACAAGGACCGAGCACUUCGAUCACAGUUGGUGUUUGAUCUUGAUGGCAAUGGUAUGAGCGGUCGCUACUACAAACUCUUAGCUUCAAAGUCCCUGCCACUAAAACAGACAUUGUUCCGAGAAUGGCAUGAUGAUCGUCUCGUCCCGUGGGUCCAUUAUAUACCCAUCAGCCAAGGCAUGAAGGAGGUUCCUGAGCUUGUGUUUUAUCUCACUUCAACCGUGCCUGGGCAGCGGAGGGCGAAAGAGAUUGCGGAGCAGGGUAGGGAAUGGUUCUCGAAGGCCUUUCGAGAAGUCGACAUGACCAUCUAUACAUACCGGUUACUGUUAGAACUGGCGAGACUACAAGAUCCAGAGAGGAAAGCAAGCUGAUCAUAUGCAUGUCUCAACUUGAUUACACACUUUUAGACGGAGUAUAGAGGUUGGGGCUCAUUGUAUGGGAGCGGGGCGUCCGGAGUACUUUAUAUCUAACAACACGGCAUUUGUCAUUUACAAUACACUGGGGGGCCUAAUAAGUUCAAUACCAUUUAACCAAAACUUAAAUCUUUAUCUUA
Messenger RNA from Ilyonectria robusta, 2834 nucleotides. RefSeq lists its product as uncharacterized. The coding region runs from base 67 to 2652 and encodes 861 amino acids. The transcript is spliced from 3 exons. The record is from RefSeq and is a predicted model, not a curated record. NCBI's taxonomy places the organism in Eukaryota, Fungi, Ascomycota, Sordariomycetes, Hypocreales, Nectriaceae.